This is a messenger RNA of Labrus bergylta (ballan wrasse), 2267 nucleotides long. Its product is annotated as immunoglobulin-like domain-containing receptor 1. Gene Ontology annotation, molecular function: high-density lipoprotein particle receptor activity. The record is from RefSeq and is a predicted model, not a curated record. NCBI's taxonomy places the organism in Eukaryota, Metazoa, Chordata, Actinopteri, Labriformes, Labridae. Gene Ontology annotation, cellular component: plasma membrane.
GUGUGGGGGAGGGGAUGUUGUCCGCUGUGCCUCCUCCUGUGCGGCUCGUAUUUCACAUGAGGAAACAAAUGUCGUCUUGAGUGAAAAUCAGGAUAGAGACUGAAGACUCCGCGGAAGGAUUCAGAGCAGCGCGAUGGGAACUAUGAUCCUGAUGGUGCUUCUGGUGCUUCACCUGCCGACAGAGCUGCUGUCCAUACAGGUGAACGUUCCAGAGACGGAGAGGAGCACGAUGCUGUUCGCCUCGGUCAUCCUCCGCUGCGAUUAUUCAACCUCAGCAAACACUCAGGAUGUCCUGGUCACCUGGAGGUUCAAGUCUUUCUGUAAAGACCCGGUGCUGGAGUACUACUCCACAGCCUAUCAGGCCGCUCUGCAGCUCGGUCAGGACCCGGCCAACGACUGCGGGGACAGUCAGCGCACGGUCCGCACGGUGAUCCAGAAGAGAGGCAUCAACGAGCCCAUACUGGGAGCAGACUACAGAGAACGCAGAAUUACCAUCCAAAACAAGGCCGACCUGGUCAUCACUGAGGUGAUGUGGUGGGAUAACGGCGUCUAUUUCUGCUCCAUUGAUGCUGCCGGGGACACGACUGGAGACUCAGAUAGAGAAAUCAAACUCAUCGUAUAUCACUGGCUGACCGUCCUGUUGAUCAUCCUCGGAGCUCUACUGCUCAUCAUGCUCUUCUGUAUUUGUUGCUGUCAGUGCUGCCCGCAGAAGUGCUGCUGCUACAUCCGCUGCCCGUGUUGUCCACAGACCUGCUGCUGCCCCGAAAAAGCUGUGAUGCAGCACAGGAUGAUUAAGGAAGCUCAGAAGGCGAUGGCUCCCUGGAUGAACGGCCAACCCAUCUAUGCUCCGAUCAGCUCCAACGCCUCCUCUCAGGGCGUCCCCAUACUGUAUUCAGGUUCAUACUCGGACCACCCGGUCAAACAAAACUUUGCCAUGGCUCCCAUGCAGCUGUCCCCGAUGGCCCUCCAGCAGCAGCCCCCUCCUCUUCCACCUCACCAUGUGAAUGGCAGCAUGCGGAGCAGCAUCCAGGGAACCAACCAGGUGCUGGACUACCUGGAGACCCAGGUGAGGGGGAUGGACAUGGUGGCACCUCAACAGGCUCAUUACGCUGUACAAAACAUGGCCCCAUAUCAGUCUCAACCCCAGCACCACCCGGCUCCUCCCGCCGUCCCCUACACACCAGGACCCCCCAGUAUGCUGUCGGCCCUGGAUGAUAUCGGGGUGAGAGGGGUAGAGAGACGGGUGAUCACCCUGCCUCCUAUCAUACAGCGUGCACCCAGUUUCUCCUCGCGCAGGGGGCCCGGUGGAGGAGACGCAGCCAGAGGUGGAGCCAGGAUCUCCAGCCAGUCGAGUACAAGUACAAACCGCUCUGGGGGAGGCGGUCUCCCACGCAGCAGUCGAGGCUACAGAGACGUCUCUCCUCCCAGACGCGGCAUCCUGCGGGAAUACAGCGACGACUCGGAUCGGGAUAACAGGAGAGGAAGAGCGCCACACAAGAGCUCGAGGAACGAGAGAGGCGGCUCCCCGAGGAAAAGAGGAGGCGGGUCCAGGCCGAGAGCUCGGAGUCGCGACGACCUGAUGGAGGAGCUUUACAGCAGAGCGGCUCGGAGGGAGAGGAGCUAUUCUCCUCCACAGCGCCGCAACGGAUCCUGGAGCUCAGAUGAGGAGGACAGCGGGAGGAGGAAAGGAGGCAAAGGAGGCAAAGGAAAGGAUUGGCCAGAGAAGCCCCCCAGCUACUCGUCCAUCGAGUCCGGGCAAAAUGACAUCAGGAGGAACUACAACCGUCUUUCUGACAGAAGCUCCCGUAGUGGCACCAGCGUAGUUAUCUGAAGCAUUUCAAGGUGAGGAUGAAGAUAGAUGAAGAGUAGAGCCUUGAUCUGUUUAAUCAGCAUACAAGGAUGAAGUUGUGUAAAUCUGUUGUCAUGUACUGUACUGAUAUACUUUAACUCAAUAUGCACUGUGUUUCCCAUCUGUGGUUAUUGAGUCCAUUAACUCUGUCCUCACUGCAUUCAGUGUUUGUUUGUAAUGUAAGUUUUCUCUCUGGUGAUGGAUCAUUUCCACUCUGUUGGUCUUUAUGAAGAAAAUGUUCAACAGUUUCAAUGACAGUCAAAUUGUGUGUUUAUUAUAUUUGCUUAUUAGCUUACUUUCCUAUUUUGCAUAAAUCCUGUACUGUCUCAAGUUUUUUUUUUUUUUUAAGUCAGCCAGGAGAAGAAAGUAAAGUUGAAGGCAGGACAAAGUAAGCAGACUCGUGCUUUUUUUUUUUUUU